This is a messenger RNA of Pistacia vera, 1899 nucleotides long. RefSeq names its product RING-H2 finger protein ATL46. The record is from RefSeq and is a predicted model, not a curated record. The transcript has a single exon. NCBI's taxonomy places the organism in Eukaryota, Viridiplantae, Streptophyta, Magnoliopsida, Sapindales, Anacardiaceae. Bases 407 to 1615 code for a protein of 402 amino acids.
AAGAAAAGACCUUGUGUGUUCUCUAGUUGCAAGGGGGAAGAGUGACCACCAUUGUAUUUCAUUUCAAGAUGAUUUUGAAAGGAGAAAAUAAGAAAGUGAAGUUCUUUGAAGAAGAAUCAAGUUAGGUAAGUUUCAAUCUUGUUGUUUGCGUGUGUGUGUCAGCUUCUCUUGUUUUAUAAUUAUUAUAUUUAGUAUGGUUCAUCAUCUCAGCAUCAAUCAGUGAGACCAAGAGGGGUUUUGUUUGUUGUUUCAUUUCAAAUCAUACAAAAGAGUUUCAAAAAAAAAAAAUGAUAAAUUAUUAACACCGAACAACAACAACCUGCUACAGUCUUUUAGUGCUAGUAUUUUGUCUUGAAUCUGAUGAAGAACAACAAAAAGUAGAGACCUGGGUUAAGAAAGGGAGAAUAUGGUUUUUGGUUGUUCUUUUAUGAUCUGUGGAAUGUUAGAAAACAAAGAGAAUAGGUUGUUUUUUGGCCAUAGUCACUUGAAGAUGUCUUGGAUUCAUCAGCAAAUGAAGCAACAAGAUGGUCUUUUGCCAUACCCACCUCCACUCUCUCCUUCAUAUUCAUCUGCAUCUCCAUAUACAACUGCUACUGGAAGUUCUUUUCAUAAAGAGUCAUCAAGUCCUUCAUAUUCAUCUGGUACAAGAAUAAGUCCUGCUGUUCUUUUUAUUAUAGUCAUUUUGGCUGUACUAUUUUUCAUAUCUGGUCUUCUCCAUUUGCUUGUUCGAUUCCUCAUAAAGCACCCUUCUUCUUCAGCUUCUAAUCAAUCUAAUAGUAGAUACCCUGAAAUUUCUGGUUCUGAUGCUCUUCAGAGGCAGCUACAACAGCUUUUCCAUCUUCAUGAUUCUGGUUUGGAUCAGGCUUUUAUAGAUGCACUUCCUGUUUUCUUGUACAAAGAGAUUGUUGGUCUAAAAGAGCCAUUUGAUUGUGCUGUCUGUUUAUGUGAAUUUUCCGAGAAGGAUAAGCUGAGAUUACUUCCUAUGUGUAGCCAUGCUUUCCAUAUUAAUUGUAUAGACACUUGGCUACUUUCGAACUCGACAUGUCCUCUUUGUAGAGGAACCCUUUUCACUGCAGGGUUUUCUAUUGAGAACCCAAUUUUUGAUUUUGAUGAUUUGAGGGAAGAAGAUGGGGUUCCUGGUUGUGGAGAACAUGGAUUCACUUCUAGACAAAAAACUGUGGAAAUUGAAGAAGUUGUUGUUGAUAAGGGUGUUGUACCUGUGAGACUUGGUAAAUUUAGAAGACUAAAUGGUGGUGAAGGGGAGGCAGGAGGUGAAACUAGUAGUAGCAGUUUAGAUGCAAGAAGAUGUUUCUCAAUGGGUUCAUAUCAGUAUGUGCUUGGUGAAUCAGACCUGAGGGUUCCAUUGUGCAUUGAUCAGCGUGGAUGCGAUUUAAAGCUUGGUAGAGAUACAAAAGACAAUGGGAAUUCUUCAGUUGAUGAGGAUGUGGAGGCGAAAAAGAUCAGUAACAUGGCUAAAGGUGAGAGUUUUUCUGUUUCCAAGAUCUGGCUUUGGCCUAAGAAGGGAAAAUUUUCAAGUUCGACAGAUGCCGAAAUGGGCAUGCCUUCGUCUCUUAAAAUGGAUUUGCCAUGGAUGGAGAGAACAGAAGAAAAGUGAAGGUAUACUUUUCUUUGCUUGUUUCAGUCUAUCGAUCAAAGUACCAUUGUCAUGCCUUUGUUUAGCUUUUCUUUCUGAAAAUUUUUGGGGUGCUAAUUAAAAUAUUCAAAGUGCUGGUUAUGGAAUACUGAAACCUAAGCAUCAAUUCCUCUUUUAAAGAUAGGUUUUACCAUAGAAUGACAAAAUAGAAUUCAUGUAGGUGACCAAGUAGUUGACAGAUGUUGAGGCUGUGGUGUUAUUGUUAUUCAUGUUGCGCGGAUGAUUUCAUGAUGUAUUUUCCUAUA